Apus apus (common swift) is the source of this 1926-nucleotide messenger RNA. It is a transcript of the gene PMP22, whose product is annotated as peripheral myelin protein 22. Lineage: Eukaryota; Metazoa; Chordata; Aves; Apodiformes; Apodidae. The transcript has 5 exons. The coding region runs from base 92 to 562 and encodes 156 amino acids. The record is from RefSeq and is a predicted model, not a curated record. Gene Ontology annotation, cellular component: plasma membrane.
GGGGAAACUUGUCAGCGCCGCCGCCCGCUCCGCUGCGCUCCCGCCGCCGAAGCCCUCGGAUCCACGACUUCUGCCCUUCACCGCCGCCAAGAUGCUGCUUUUGCUGCUGGGCAUCAUCGUGCUCCACGUCACCGUGCUGGUGCUGCUCUUCGUCUCCACCAUCGUUAGUCAAUGGCUGGUGAACGACGGGCACACGGCAGACCUCUGGCAGAACUGCACCUCGGGGAACGUCUUCCACUGCCUGACGUCUUCCACCAACGAAUGGCUGCAGUCUGUCCAAGCCAUGAUGAUCCUCUCCAUCAUCUUCAGUGUCUUGUCCCUGUUCCUGUUCUUCUGCCAGCUGUUCACGCUCACCAAGGGUGGGCGGUUUUACAUCACUGGAAUCUUCCAAAUCCUUGCUGGGCUGUGCGUGAUGAGCGGCGCUGCCAUCUUCACGGUGCGGCACCCGGACUGGCACCCGGAGGGCAGCUCCUACGGCUUCGCCUACAUCCUGGCCUGGCUGGCCUUCCCCCUGGCCCUGGCCAGCGGCGUCGUCUACGUGAUCCUCCGGAAGCGGGAGUGACGGCCACGGGAGGAGGGGUGUGACAAGGGCACUUGUGGCGGCCGCGGAGGAGACGGAGGCGGGAAAAUAGACGAGAAAACGGGAAAGGAAAAUUAACAAAACAAAAAAAAAGGAAUAAACCCUCCCACCAAAACCAAACCCAACCGACCCCAAAAGGAAACACUCAAAGGGUUACUUGUUAAUUGAAGAUGUAUAUAGUAUCUAUGGUUUAAAAACCUAUUUAUAACACUUUUUACAUAUAUGUACAUAGUAUUGUUUGCUUUUGUUGACCAGACGCGAUGUUUUAAAGCCUAAAGCAAGUGCCUAAGGAACUACUAUCCUAACAGUGUAACGAGAGCUGCAAAACCCUUGACCUGAACUCUCCUUCUCCAUCCCAGCCCAUAUCCAACCAUCAGAAAAACCCCAGCUCUGACUGGUUUCAGGCUGGCGUAAACUGGAGUUGUGUCUGUUUACACCAGCCGGGGGCUUAGUCCCCACUCCUGCCACAUGCUGUGAUCCUGGUGACUGAAGUGCACGUCCAGAUCUGACGGGAGACGCUUCCGAAAGGUUUGAAGGAUUUCGGAGCAAAGGCUUUGAUUGCCCCAAGUGCCUAAAUGACUUAUGUGCCUGAGUCCCCUGGCCUUGCCACCACACCCCCCGGGAAUUUGGGCUUUUAAAUCACUUAGGUUGAAUCGCAAGCCGAGGUGGGCUGUCCCCCUUGGCCCGCGGGGCUGGGGGUGCCCGUGGGGCUGGGGGUGCCCGUGGGGCUGGGGUGUGUGCCCUGCCGAGCUGCCGGGCGCUGACGCUCCCGACCGUGAAACCUGCUUUUUCCUUGCCGUGGAGCUAAACUGCUGAUGAGAAAGAAGCAAACCCAGUAUAGCUAUGAAAUCAAAUACCAGAUGUAUGAAAUGGUGCUAUCUAUUUACCAUUCCUUAUAUUGCUAGCCAUUUAACCUUAGUCACUGGAAAUUCAGUUAACAAUCUUGAGGUAAACGACGAAGCUAGAAAUGAGAAAUAAUUCUGUGUAAUAUAACUGAGCUAUAACUGCUUUUCUACUUAGACUUGCUCUUACUAUUAUUUUUAAUAAAGCAUUUGUAACUGAGGUUCCUUUUUUCCCCUGUGGUCAAGAGGAACAGAAACAGCUCUGGCUGGAGCCCUGCUGGUCUUCCAUGUGUGUUCUCUGUGUCUGGCCAUGAAUUGAACAGGCACCUGCACCAACCCCAGGCUGCCUUCUGAGGACUCCAGACACUGUGUUGCUGUUGUUUUUGUUUAAUUUUUGAGUUUUCUUUUGUUUUCUUUUGUUUUUGGUUUGUUUUGCUUUGCUUUUCUGAUUUUAUACCGACCGUGUGGACUAAGACGCCAUGAAAUAAAAGUCAGAAUAACUCA